AUGGAGUCCCACCCUCUCCUCCAGCGUUUCAACCUCCCGCUGACCCGAUUUCCCCGUUCGCUCCUCUCCUCCUCGCAGCCGUCCCACAAGACCUUCCGCAUCAAGCAGAAGCUGGCCAAGAAGCAGCGCCAGAACCGCCCCAUCCCCUACUGGAUCCGCAUGCGGACCGACAACACCAUCAGGUACAACGCGAAGCGCAGGCACUGGCGCCGCACCAAGCUCGGGUUCUAG
Triticum turgidum subsp. durum (durum wheat) is the source of this 231-nucleotide messenger RNA. NCBI's taxonomy places the organism in Eukaryota, Viridiplantae, Streptophyta, Magnoliopsida, Poales, Poaceae. The record is from the annotation of a GenBank genome assembly.